GCAACGUACAAGAACUCGCUACAGUCCACAGAGUGCAACAAUUCUCUGGAAGACCCUAUUUUCUCGCACGACAACGGGAGCACAGAACUGCCCAAGAAAGAACUCCCUAUAAUUGAAAUUUGAGCACAUCUGCGACCAUGCGCUGGUUUGCAGUGGGCCCAGUCAUCUGCUGCGCGGCAUCUCUGGUGCUUGCCUUCCUAUGCCUCUUCGCGGGCUCCCACAAAGGCUUUAUGGAAGACUACGCCUUGCUCACCCUCAACACCUCCCGAGUCGGCCAAAACAUCUUCAACACCUCGGAAUCCUCGUCUUCAACUCUAGGCCAACUGAUCGACAACGUCACCAACAGCAUUGAAUCCGACAUCCAAGACCUAAUCACCUCCACAGCCCGCGACCUAGGCCUUCACGACUUCUAUUCCGCCCAUCUAAUGACCUACUGCGAAGGCUACUACAAACCAGGACCCGUCCCGAACGCCACUCUAUCAAAGGACGACAUCAGCAAGAAUGUCACGCAAUGCAGUAAUCGCACUGCCAUGUACAGUUUCGACCCCCAAGAAAUCCUCCAGAAGGAAUUAAACGAGAGCGGCACGGGAGUCGAUCUGAGUGAUUUGGAUUGGCCGGAGGAUAUUCAGAAAGGUAUCGAUGCGGUGAGGAUUAGUGCGAAAGCUACGUUUGUGUUGUAUUGUAUUGCCAUUGGGUUCAUUGGGAUUGCUUUGGUUUUGGCUGCGAUAUCAUUCUGUACCCAAGGACGAUUGUCAGCGCUCAUCAACGUCAUUGUUGAUUGGCUUGCAUUUAUAGUCUUGGGAAUCGCGAGUGCAAUCGCGACGGCGAUUGCUGUCAAGGCUAGCGAUGUGAUUAACAGAUAUGGUCACGACAUCGGGGUGAGUGCGAGCAAGGGCAGGAAUUUUUUGAUCAUCACGUGGGUUGCGACGGGGUUGUUGCUCUUGUCGAGUAUACUUUGGUGCGUCGAUUGUUGCGUCGGCGGAAGGCGGAAACGUCACCAGUACACAGCAGCCAAACAUGGUUGAUGAGGAAAAGGGAGCUUCUGACGAUUGAAUGCGAUUGAUACCCAUUGGCGUGGAGUGAGAGGAGUAACCCAGCUAGCAGCAUUUGUUGAGAUCUGCACACGAUUUCAUGCACGUGG
Molecule: messenger RNA, 1141 nt
Organism: Pseudocercospora fijiensis CIRAD86
Lineage: Eukaryota; Fungi; Ascomycota; Dothideomycetes; Mycosphaerellales; Mycosphaerellaceae
Exons: 3
Coding region: 138-1025 (295 amino acids)
Biological process (GO): fungal-type cell wall organization
Cellular component (GO): plasma membrane; cell cortex of cell tip
Source: RefSeq, a predicted model, not a curated record